Molecule: messenger RNA, 405 nt
Organism: Arabis nemorensis
Lineage: Eukaryota; Viridiplantae; Streptophyta; Magnoliopsida; Brassicales; Brassicaceae
Source: the annotation of a GenBank genome assembly
AUGGAGGCAUCCGGCUUCAAGUAUCAUUUCUCGUCUAGAGCAACGUGGAAACAAAUUAGUUCUGCAGCUCCGAGGAUGUGGUGGCACAAGAUAGUAUGGUUCGCUCAUGCGAUCCCUCGCUAUAGUUUCAUUACCUGGCUUGUCGUAAGGGAUAGACUAUCCACCGGGGCCUGCCCUUAUUCUUUCACCAUUUGGAACUGGCUCUGCUGCAGUUUACUCGGACAGAGAAUAAACCCAGAUUGGGAGAUUACUCUCCGCUCUCUAACCCGACAAUCCAUAAACAGAGAUGAAUCUCUAUUGCUUCGCCUUGCUCUUCAAGCUACUGUCUCGGAGUUUGGAGAGAACAGAACAAUAGAAGACACCAUCAACCCCAUGACCAGUACUUCUCCUUACCAGGAUCAUUGA